Vespa mandarinia (Asian giant hornet) is the source of this 1981-nucleotide messenger RNA. RefSeq names its product SAM_USH1G_HARP domain-containing protein Sans (gene Sans). Gene Ontology annotation, molecular function: protein binding. Lineage: Eukaryota; Metazoa; Arthropoda; Insecta; Hymenoptera; Vespidae. The record is from RefSeq and is a predicted model, not a curated record.
UUCGUCCGUUUAAAGCAGUCUAUCGGCGGACGCCAUACUCGACGUGUGUUGAACUUCGGCUUUGUGGCCGAAGGCCACCGAUCCUUCUUUUAUUUUAUUUCCCUUUAUUUUCUUCUACUAAUCGAAGAAUUUACGAAUAUUUUACAAGACAACGAACAUCCUCAACAGGGAAUGGUUUAUUGAUAUCGAUAGACCAUCUUGAAAAUCAUUUGGAAAAAUCAUCUGAAGGAAAUAUGACAUCUUCCGAGAGAUUUCACAAGGCCGCACGAGACGGCGCGUUGGAAAUUUUGAAGGAAGCAACGAAGAAGGACUGCAACAUGCGAGACGAAGGUGGAAUGACCCCAACGUUAUGGGCAGCCUUCGAAGGUCACAUAGAUGCCCUGAGACUGCUCGUCGCCAGAGGGGGUGACCCGGACAAGAGUGAUUAUUUCGGUAAUACAGCCCUUCACCUAGCGUCAGCAAGGGGUCAUGAAUAUUGCGUCAAGUUUCUCGUCAAAUUUGGUUGUAACAUCUGGUCACUCGACAUAGACAGACAUUCUGCAAGAGAGUUAGCUGCGAUCAAUGGCAGAGAAAGGAUAUUACAAUUCUUGGAUUUAGCUCAAUCCGAUCAGGAACUGAACAAUCGGAAAAAGAGUCGACUCUUAAGGGAAAAGGCCGAGAAGGAUGCUGACAAAAGGUUGAAGGAAUAUAUGAAGAAACAAAAGAUGGCCGAGGUAAAAGCAGAAAAGGUACAAAAGAAAUUGAUGAAGGAUCGAUCAAAAUCCGAUUUGGACACUCUACACGAGACUAAUAAUUUAGCUCUUAGGCCUACGAUAAUGACUUUCAAAGGUCGAAUCAAACCAUCUCCAACGUUUAGCGAUAUCGUUGGUACUACUACGAAAAAACAUGGUAGUGCAGUUUGCAGAAAGGCUUUGGCAAAGAAAGCUGUCGAUGAUUUCAAGAUAGUUGAAAUCGAAGUAGACGGUAGAAAAUCUGUACGUAGUCUGACUGGUCUCCGAAGGGAUUCCGAAGUGAUGUACGUGGGAACUUAUGAAUCUCAGGCUCAGCAGAUCGGACGAAGAGGAAAGAUCGCAGAUGUUUGGGGUACUCUAAGUAAGGCACAGAGUACACCGGAUCUUUUAGGUGACCGUUCGUGUGACGAGGAUGAAGAAGAGGAGGGACAAGAUGAAGAACGAUAUAAUAAGACGGUCAGAGAUACCGGAUUGCUCCGAGAACAAGGCAGUAUCUUCGAUCGACCUGGUUUUGGAUCGGUAGCAUUCAGAAGACCGAUGACAGCAACGCUCGACAAUUUGCCGGUCACGCAAACGGACAUUCAUCUGCAAAAUGGUAAUACGUGCGUGAAUGGUUCGAUAAAUGGAUCUACAAACGGUCACAGAAUUAGUGCAAAUGGUCAAAACGAGGAGAUUAGUAUAGGAAGUGCGGGUAGUUUAGCACGUAGGCAAAGUAUGUGGGAUGACGAUUUGCUUUCGGAGGAAGACGAAACGGACGAGGAAUGGACACCCUUGCAAAGAUUUUUAGUUGCUAAUAAUCUCUCGUCAAUACACACGAUUCUAGAAGCCGAACAAAUCGAUUUAGAAGCGUUGAUGUUACUCACCGAAGCAGACAUCGCAGCCCUCAAACUUCCGCUUGGACCUAGGAGAAAGCUUACUAAUGCUAUAGCUAACCGGAAAAAGGCAUUUGACGCAUCAGAGAAUGUCAUCAAGGACAGCAUAUUGUGAAGAUCAUACUUGUUUGUGAAGAAUUUAAUCUUAUACUCGUAUUCUUCAUUGAAAGAAAAUAAUGUCUUUUCGUUCUUUGAUCGAUUACCCAUGUAAAUUUCCAAAUAUGAAAGCAAGCAAUGAAGAUGAACGAAUAUGAACAUUUAAUCGAGAUGUGCCUUAAAUGGAGCCAGUGAAAAAUCGAAUUUCACGGUUUCCUUAUAAUCUAUGAACUAUAAUAUUAUUGUAUAUAUAAAUAUACAUAUAUAUAUAUAUUUAUAUAU